This is a messenger RNA of Spodoptera litura, 3866 nucleotides long. RefSeq lists its product as uncharacterized. Lineage: Eukaryota; Metazoa; Arthropoda; Insecta; Lepidoptera; Noctuidae. The record is from RefSeq and is a predicted model, not a curated record. Gene Ontology annotation, cellular component: nucleus; cytoplasmic ribonucleoprotein granule. Gene Ontology annotation, molecular function: mRNA binding; RNA endonuclease activity.
CUUUGGGAAAUGAAGAACCUGCUUUAAUUGUGUGAAGCUUAUUACUGGAACGGUUAACCAUAAAAAUCUUUUGUUUUAUAACCUUAUCAUGGGAAACAUUGGCUAUUGCUUGUUUGGUUUUCUAACAAAAGCAUCAAAAAACGUUAAUAUACACAUCGUAUUUGUUGUAUUUACUUCUCUAUUUUUAAGUCAUUCGUACAGAUAGCCAGUAGCCUUCAUACAUGUCUAAUCAUAAGUGCUAAGCAAUCAUUUCUACCUACAUUUGUCAAUAUAAAUGCUGUGUUGUACAAAACUCGUUCACUAGUUUCUUGAUGUGUUACAUUUUUCAUACAUUGUGCGCAAUUAAAAGACAUAUUUACGUAAAAUAUAAAACUUCAGUAAAUACUCUUUCAGGAACUGAUGACUGAUAUUACAAGAUGUUCUGAAUGCUCACUGUAUUCGAAUAAGCAAAGGAACAAAGUGGCAAUGAGUGCCUAUAAAAUGGAACAAAUGAGAAGACAAAAACAAAACCAUGUGCAGAAGAAUAUAAGUAAAGUGUUCAACAAGUUAAAAAGAGACUCCAUAGGUUCUAGAAGUUGUUUGUCACCAUCUGAUACAACUGAUGAGAGUCCUCAGAACCUCACAAUUGUAGUAACGAACGAUUCAUUCCUUCCUGAACGUAAACGGAAAAGCCCUAUUACUGUCAACGCGCUAUCAAACUUGCCAAUGAAAACGAAAAGAAAAAGCGACAGCUUGAUUGUGAUCAAUGAUGAUGACCUAGAAACGAAUAAUGAUUCAUGUAUUCUCCUGUCCCCCAGGAGAGACAGCAACUCCCACGUAAACUGUUCCACUCCUAUCGCCAAGCAGGAUAGCCAGACAUUAAAGAAUCAUAUUAUCAGUAAUUUCUAUCCAGUACCGGCACUUCAUGAAAUUCCUCGUCCAGACGAGACUAAAGAAGAUGAUAAAACAAAAAUUAUCAAUAAGGAUUCAUAUGUUACAAUAGAUUUAACAGCUGAUAGUGAGAAUAGAACUUCUGAUAAUCCUAAUGUGAUAGAUGUAGAUAAAUGUGCGGAUAAAAAUGAUAGCCAAGAUUGUACUCUAGUGUCAGUAUCUAAUGAGAGCCUCUCUAUGAGUGGAGAUUCUGAUGUCACGGUCAUAAGGAAUAAGAAAAAUGCAAACAAUACUCAAGCGAAGACUCUGGCACGAGGUCUGGCACAGCUGAACAUGUCCCAAAAGGAAAAGCUACUGAAUAUUAUUGCUCAACAAAUAUUCAGUGGUUGUGAUAUGAAGAAUGGUGCUCAAACUGGCUUUACUUUACAACAUAAGGAAAAUCGUGGAACGGAGACAGAUGAAGAUGCAUACAUAAAAGAAGUGAUUCUAGGAGAAACAAAGUCGAAAGAAGCAGUACUGUGUGUUUCUAGAAACAGUAUAGGCAGCAAUGUGUACAAUCCUCGCAAUGAUCCUAAGAAUACUACAGGGCUGCGGAUGAUUGUCAUUGAUGGUAGCAAUGUAGCCAUGGAGCAUACACAAGGCAGACAGUUUUCAGUAGAAGGGUUAAAGAUAUGCAUUGACUACUUUGUGAGGCGAGGGCACUCGGUGAAAGCGUUCGUGCCACGAUUUCGGGUCAAAUACGGCAAGAGUUCGGACCCUAACUUGCUGCACUACCUGGAGCGGCAGGGACUGGUCGUGUUCACUCCCUCCCGGGAGAUCAAGGGCAGGAACUGCGUGCCUUAUGAUGACAGAUACAUUCUCCAGUGUGCAGCAGAAUUCGACGGCGUGGUGGUGUCUGGCGAUAAUUACAGGGAUCUUAUAAACGAGAACAAGCGGUGGAGGUAUGUCAUCGAGAACAGGGUGCUACCCUUCACGUGGGUCAACAAUAUGAUCAUGUUCCCCAAGGAUCCCUUCGGACGGGCAGGUCCCACACUCGAGAUGUUACUCCGGCAUCCAACACCCGUCACACCGCAAAAUACCACAAGUCUAUUCAACUCAUUAUGAACAAUUUGUGAGUGUGCGAACAAUAUGUCUACAAUGGCGCAACUACCGUAGGACGAGAGCCCGCGAAGAUUAAACCUCCAAUUAAAAUAUACGUAUUAUAAAAAAAUUCUGUGUCUAAUACAGGUAUGAAUUACCUAAGACGAUGAAGUAUGGAUUAUGAACACGUGAAUAAGUGACAAAAUUUUUAAAUUUCUCAUCUGUAUGUAUGGAAGUACCAUCCGACCAUGCCAUCACCAAUAGAAAACCGGGAUUGACUUUUAUACAUAAGAAGAUAAAAGUGUAAUCUUCGCAGGCUCUUGGCCUAUAGCUGUGAUUGCAAGCCUUGUGUCUGAACAUAUUGAACGCUUUGUUAUCAUUUUGUACUGUAAUUUUAUAUUUAUUCAUAUGUGGAAAUUGUCACAGUUACGUGACGUGUUAUAAUUGUGAUGGCGAUGUCUCUUGCGGCCAAUUUCAGUAACCUUACCUUACUAUCUUUAGAUUUGUCAGCCAUGAUAACAGGCACUACUGAACAUUAGCCUCUACCAAUGACUUCCAGAUAUGCCGGUUGGAAGCGACCUGUAUCUAACGGCUUCCUGUGGCCUUCAUCAGGUUGUCAAUCAAUGUUUUGACAUCGAUGCUAAAGAUCAUUACACAUUUAACAAGCACGACUCCGGUAGGUUUUUUGCUUCGGAAACAAUACAAAAAGGCAGUAAGUGCGCGGACUGCGCACGGGCGGAGCGCAUACAGGUUUUUAUAUUGACCUUAUGAAAUACGAUUUAAAGUUCAUAUUUAAAUGACAAGUUAAUUCGUGGGUUGGAGCCGUGCCUUUUAAGUGUACCUUAAUAUUAUAAAUGCGAAAGUGUGUGUGUCUAUUUGUCCGUCUUUUAUGGAAAAAGAGAGCUUUUUAUCUCUUUCUAACCCUCCACUUCUUUAAAAUGGCGGGGAAAAGUUGGUAUGAAGCAUUCAGCAAUUUUCAUGGUUAAAAACUAUGAAUUAGAAUGCGGUGUAUUUGUGACUAACAAAAUGUUGUGCAUCACUUUUUCUAAAUCACAAAAUAUGUCAAAAUUAUGCCAAUAAGCAAACGUACAUAUAAAUAGGUUAUUGAAGAUGGCCCGUGGACUCUGUAAGCCGUAAUAUUUAUAUAUUUUUAUAUCGUCUAGUUAUUAUAUAUUGUCUUCUCCAUGUGGAUGAAUUUACGUUACAUUUUAACCUACUUAAAUAUGAAAAUGUAAUGCCUAAGUACAGAGAUAAAAUUUUGUAAGUUAAAUUUACCAAACUUAUUAUCAUUACUAUUUUAGGUGAGGUUUUCGUAGGAGUUUGUGCAAUAAAUUCGGGCUUGAUAAAAUGUAUGAUUCUGGUGCCAGUUUUCAAUAAGAUCUCAUUCACUUGGAACUUUAUACAACGUCAAACGCUUCAGUGCUGGUUCAGACCACGAAACUGGACUAAGUUAUGUUUUAACACGUAUAAAUUCAAGGAAUACUAGUUGGGCAGCUCGCGGACAAAUUCCAUUUUUGAAAACUAAAAAUGUUACAGGUUUUUUAGCUUGAAUUUUUCUGUUACACAAUGUAACAUUUGUUAAUUAGAAAUCCACCGUUUUAACGUAUUAAUAGGUAUUAUAAUCACAAUUUACUAGUUAAACUUUACAUAGAAAUAUCGAGUAGAAAACAAUAUGUCAAGGCAAUGCCGAAUAUUCUGCGAAACCCUAAACAUUGAACACAUUUUUAAAUUUGUAAAUGUAUCGUUCUACAUAGUGUAUGAUAGUGUAUGUGUCGCAAGCGAAUUGUAUAAUUCCGCCGCUUAAAUAUGGCGUCUUCGAGAGACCCGCCCAGCGGGGCUUCGUGUCAACCUGUUUACGAUUUGUCUCCAAAAUUGUAUGCUUUUUUAUUUUUGACUGACUUCAAAAAGGAGGAGGU